AUGGCGAAGAAAUCAACGGAAUCGGGUGUGGGCUCUAUCCUUGGCGACUUAUACGCCACAUACGACAAGACCACACCCAAAAAGAUGAAACUUAUUGACGGCUUUCUCGCCUAUGUGCUAACUACGGGCAUUCUUCAAUUUAUCUAUUGCCUCCUGGUCGGCAACUUUCCGUUUAAUUCUUUCCUUGCUGGAUUCGUUUGCACCGUUGGCGUCUUCGUGCUCGCAGUGUCACUUCGCAUGCAGAUUAAUCCCGACAAUAACUUUGGUGAUCGUACGGAGCAGCGCGCAUUUGCCGACUAUCUCUUUUGCAACAUCAUUCUUUUCCUCGUGCACGGCUUUCUCCACUUUCUACAACUUGCAUAA
This is a messenger RNA of Plasmopara halstedii, 363 nucleotides long. RefSeq names its product dad family protein. NCBI's taxonomy places the organism in Eukaryota, Oomycota, Peronosporomycetes, Peronosporales, Peronosporaceae. The transcript has 3 exons. The coding region runs from base 1 to 363 and encodes 120 amino acids. Gene Ontology annotation, cellular component: membrane; oligosaccharyltransferase complex. The record is from RefSeq and is a predicted model, not a curated record. Gene Ontology annotation, biological process: protein N-linked glycosylation.